Molecule: messenger RNA, 3208 nt
Organism: Notodromas monacha
Lineage: Eukaryota; Metazoa; Arthropoda; Ostracoda; Podocopida; Cyprididae
Source: the annotation of a GenBank genome assembly
AUGGCAUUGCAGAAGAAAAUUCUGAUUUCUGUCUGUUGUUGGCGUUUCGACAGGAACGAUAUUGGUCGCGGACGAGGACGCAGCAAUUUUAUGCCUCGUCUCCCGAAUCCACGUCCGGCGGAGAAGGAAUGGAACAAUCGUUACGAUCGCAAUGAGCCGCAUGAACGCAGGUUUCCUCGUGAUCGGCAAGAGGCUGCAGACGGACGCGAUUUUCAGCGGCCAUCUCACCAUGAUUCUCAACAUGGAAGAUACGACAAUCAUCGUCAUCACAAUCGUUACCACCAUGCGGAAGAAGAGCCAGAAUGGUUUACUGGUGGUCCGACGUCCCAGAAUGAGACCAUCGAACUACACGGAUUUGAUGAUGAGGUGGAGCAGUUGGGGAAGAACAAAUCUGCGAAAACUGCGACCUCGGAACCCACCCUAGCAGGAUCUCGUCCUCCGAGUUCGGUGGACCCUGUGCAGGAACCCUGUGAAGGGGUUCGUCACAGUUCUCCGUUGCCGUCGGGAAAGUCACCGGAGAAAAAGGAUGGUACGCUGAAAGGAACAGAGGAAGAAACGCCAAAAAAUUUUCCCAUGGAUUUCGAUGGAUUCUUUGUCGGAGCAGAGCCUGAAGAGGUUGCAACAUCGACUGGAUCUCGCUUCAGACGUUUCUUCACUCGCCAGUUCGAGGAAGAAAACCCCGGGAUUGAGAAGGAAUCAUCGGCCGCAGAGCACAAGAAAAACGCUUCAGAUCUUAUCAACGAUCAGUAUUCCGCACCUAAGAAUGAUCCCCACGCGAGACAAACUGGACGUGUGAGUGGGGAAUCUUGCGAGCUUGGGGGAGAAAUUCUGCACUUGUUCCGAAAUGCACUGCCUGACAAGAACUCAGUGAACCGCGAUGGACAUUCCGAGAGUCUCGAAAAACGUGCGCACAUUCGCGAAUUGGCAAUACAAGGCAAAGUGAUGAAUGUCUCAGAAAUUGAGGGGCAAAGGGUCGAACGAGAACCCUUGCCGCAGUCCUUUCAUCCCCCGGGAAACGAUAUGUCGGCCUUUCAGAAAUUGUUGGCCCAGGUGUCUCAGGGGGAAGUUCAUCCCUUGGCUGCUGCUAGAAACGUUGAUAGGACCUUGAAUGGGUCCACGCAGUCCACUGGGUACAUGGGAACUGUUCGUCCGACUUUGGUCGUUCCCGGAACGAAUGACCGUCAGAUUUUCAUGAACAAUCCAGGUCCAUUGUUCCAGAACCAGCCUUAUAUGGGUAACAAAACCACCUCUUCUGGAUUGCUCGACGCCAUUAAGGACCGUCGGCAACAGUCUUUUGCUGUGAGCGAGCAAUUGAAGAAAGGAGUGCCGUUGGAGGAAAUUGAAAUUCCGAAGCCGUCUUUCCAGCCUCCGACGAACAAGGGUGCCGUUAGUUAUCCACGGGACUUCGCCGCCAGUAUGUGCAUGGCUGGUCUGGAUGUUGAGCGUCUUUCUCGACCCGAAGCCCAGUAUAUUCUCAAAGGUUUGGUCGAUGGUCGACUGUCCAAGCUGCAAAUUCAGUUCUUCAGCGGUGCUUCGGGUCAGCCCGAGAAUAUGAAACAAGCCUACGCAGCCGUCAACAGAGCCUUGGAGUGUCGCUUCGACCCUGUGAGUCUUCUCGGCGAUCAAGGAGUGAAAUCCCUGCAAGAUAGUGGAACACGAAAACCAAUGCUGGCUGCUGCUCCACCUCCUCCGCUUCCUGGGAAUGUUGCUUUCCGUCCUCCUUCAAUCCCCAUGUCUGCCGGUCCGCCGAUGAUGAACGAGCCUUCGCCGCGGGAGAUAGCUUUUCAGACGCAGCAGCUGAUGAACGACGCCAAGAUGAAGCAGCAGCAGGCGCGAAUGCAACAGCUGAUGCAACAGCAAGCUCAAAUCCAGGCGCGUCAAGAGUUCCAGGCCCAGAUGCAGCAGAUGCAAGCUGACGAUUUCCGGCGUCGUCAAGCUGAACAUCAGCAACAGCACCUUCUCCACCAGUACGUGUCGCGCGAUGCAGAAGCAGUGGAUCAACUGGCGAAACUGAUGGCUCGUGCUGGAGUGCAGAGCCGACCCUUGCCCCUGAUCCCGGGCGAGAAGAUCAUGUCGGUGGCCGACUUGGAACGCAACCUGAACGCUCAACCGCGCAUCAACUAGUACCUCUGUGCUUUUGUCCUCGCCCGUGUGUCUAUUGAACGUGCAACGAAAGGCACGACGAGAUGAUGAUGGAGGAGAAGAUGAAGAAGAUGCUGAGGAUAAUCAGAAAGAAUGCGACAAAGACGCAUGCUGGUAAAAGAGAAAAAUGUACUGUGAGGCGAUCCUGUGAUUUGAAACGAGAAGAAAUAAGGAAGAUAUCCCUGAGCCCCCGUUUCCCGAAUGUUCCCUGUGGCCUUUUCCCCAGUCCCCCGUGAUGCGGUCGUUACGCUGCUUUUGAUCCGUGAUAUAUAUUUUCCCCUUGCUUCUUGAAGAAGAAUGAAAAGAAAAAAAAGAAGAGUGUUCAAGAGUUUGUCUGUUCGAAUCCGAGAAGAGGUUCCGUUCCGUGUUGGAUUCACGUGCUUGAUCAUCAUUUGAUUUCCCUGAGAAAAUCACCUAUUUCGGUUUUUUCCAGUCAAUUCUUUUUUUGUUGUUGUUGAACCCAUGCACUUUUUGUUUUUUUUUGGCGUCUGGAGUAAUUUGUAGGACGCCGUCGACUUUAUUUCCUUUACUCAUUUUGUUGCCUUUUUCUCGGAAAUUAAAUAUUCAUCCUUCGUUCUGUGGAUUAGGUCGGAUUCUAUUACGAUCGAUUUUUGAACUCAUCGUAUACGUGAGAGAGAGAGAAUUUGUCUGGUUUUGCAAACUUGUGAAGAGGGGAGUCCUGUCCAAAUAUUUUUUGUGGAAACUCGGAUGUGAGUACAAACGCGCUGCUCUUUUUCUUUUCGUGUUCGAUUUCCGCGAGAGGAUCUUUGUCGAGAUAUUGAAAGGGUUUCGUCUUUGUUUUCUUUCUGGCAGAACAUUCCCCCCAGUUUCUGAGUGGGUGUAAUUUUCCCUGUAACGAACAAACGAGAAGAGAGAAAGCGAGGGAAAGAAACUUUUUUUUUCUUGUGCGCAUCAUUCAAACUUGGAGGGUUUUUGCGGUAUGAAUUUUUUGCUGGCUCAGAAUUUCGUUGGUGAACCGUUUUUUGGAAGAAGUUGUAAGUUUUGAUUUUCCUCGGGAUGGAAUCUGGCGCAGAAGAUGGGAAGAAUGCAGAAAGAAGGGAGAGAA